Pseudonaja textilis is the source of this 1110-nucleotide messenger RNA. The record is from RefSeq and is a predicted model, not a curated record. NCBI's taxonomy places the organism in Eukaryota, Metazoa, Chordata, Lepidosauria, Squamata, Elapidae.
AUGUGCGUACGAAGCGUCUUUAUGGAUGAGAAGGAAGACGCCUGCAUAGCCCUGGGAGAAAUCGCUGUCAGUGUGAGUAUGCCCUUCCUGCCUUACAUCGAGACCUCGUUCCAAGAAGUGUCCCAGUUGCUUCCGUGCCCCCAAAUUCAGAUACGGAAAGCCGCGUUCAGAGCCCUGGGGCAGCUCAUCAUUUCGCUGCAUCAGGUGUGCAAGCAAGAGCCGUCCGAAGUUCACGUGGCAGUCCAGGGCCUGGAAGGGGCCUCCAGCUCUUUCGUGUGCCACCUGCUCCCUGCGCUGUUGGGGGCGGCCCACGACAAAGACCAGGAGGUGUGCAGCAACGCCGUCUUCGGGCUGGGUGUCCUGGUGGAGCACAGCAGGGAAGCCAUGUUCGAACACUACCCCCAAAUUCUGGCGCUUUUAUCCAACCUCAUUUCUCAAGAGAAAAACAACCGAGUAAUCGACAACGUGUGUGGAGCCAUCGCAAGGAUGAUAAUGGCCAAUCCUGGAAGGAUGCCCAUUGAACAGGUUUUCCCUGUCCUGCUUCGCGCCCUGCCACUGAGAGAGGACUUUGAGGAGUAUAAAACCAUCUACCGUUGCAUCACCUUUAUCUAUGAAAAUGACCCAUCGCAGGUAUUGCAAAAGAUUCCGGAGAUCGUGAGAAGCAGCGGAUCCGUCCUGGGUUGCAAGAAUCUAUCGACAGAAGCCAGGAACCUCCUGAUCACGUUGCUGGCCAGCCUCUCAGCCCGCUACCCCGCCGAGUUUCAGACAGCCAUCCUGGCAAACCGUCCGGAAGUUGGCACUUCAAUCCGCGCGGCCAUCGGCUCCGCUUAAAAGCAGCCAGGAGGGGGUGCUCUUUUCAAACUUUCGAGGACUUUUUGAGGCCGGGCCAUUGUAGGUUUUUUUGGCGGGGGGACGGGGGGGGGGUUGUUGGCAGACUGGAAUCGAUCUUCAUCUCCGGUUUGGAUCCCACUUUCGGCACCUCUGCCCAUCCCAAAAGCAAAAUCCGGCGUGCCAAAUGGCAACCCGGGGGUGGCUGAGUUGGUAUUGCUUCGGUUUCAAUAUCGUUUGGCUAUUUUUUUCACUGUUAAGCUCUUUCCUCCUCCCGUCUUU